Cuscuta epithymum is the source of this 459-nucleotide messenger RNA. The record is from the annotation of a GenBank genome assembly. Lineage: Eukaryota; Viridiplantae; Streptophyta; Magnoliopsida; Solanales; Convolvulaceae.
CCAGCCUCAAAGCAAAUCUGCCGAUUCCACCACAUCUCAUCAUCUCCCUUUAGAUCUGUUGAUUUCAUCGCACGACGUCGACUACUCCACCACACGGUGCCUCCGCCGCUCCGCCGGCGUCGCUGCCCUCACCUUCGCUUUGGUGCCUUCGCCCUCCACCAUCGCUCUGUUUAUGUAUCUCCGAAUUCUCAGAUUUGAAAGUAAUCUUCAAGGCCAAAUCUUCCAACUUAAAGCCAUAUUUUCGGCGCCGAUGACGGCAGCGGCAGGUGGCACCGGUGACGGCGGUGGCAGGUGGCGGCGAUGACGUUGGCAGGCGGCGGCGGUGACGGAGACUGCAUGUGACAUGGGUGGUUGAACUGUUACGGUUGGAGAUGAUGAUGACCUGCAGUUGGAGACAUGGACUUUUAUUUUAAUUAGAAAUCUAAAUAAAAACUUAUUAGGGGCACGCAUUUAUGUACA